ACAUAUAUAUACAGCCAUCGAGUGCCCAAAUAUUGUCAUUGCGAUUUGAAGUGUUAGUUUCUAUUCAGAGAUCGAUUAGCGUCAUAAGUUCAUUGCUCCUUCUAAAUUGAUCAUCAGCCUUCAAUUCUCAAGAUCUAGAGCAGAUGGGCUCUCGAAUGACAGACGAGCUAUUGCUCAUGUUCGCACCCAACAUCGUAUACUGGGUGUAUUCGGGUAUGUACGCGAUGCUGGGCGACAUGGAAAAGUACAGGCUGCAUCCAAAGGGAGAUGAAAAUAAGAACGUACCAUCGAGGAGCACGGUCAUCAAGGGCGUCCUCACGCUGCAAGCAAUGCAGAUAGCAGCAUCCUUCGUAUUUGUCAUGCUCGCCAGGGACAGCAUGAGUUUGGGUGAAAAAAAGCCAGAACCAUCUCUCUCAACAAUGGCGCUCCAGUUCCUAGUCGCCGCAGUGACCAUGGACACUUACCAGUACUUCAUGCACCGUUUCAUCCACUCCAACAAGUUCCUCAACAAGAUCCACUCCCAUCACCACAGCCUCGUCGUCCCCUACGCGUUCGGCGCCACCUACGGGCACCCCCUGGACGGCAUCCUCAUCGACAUCUCAGGCAGCCUCGUCUCCAGCAUGGUCGCCGGGAUGACCCCUCGGACCUCCAUGUACUUCUUCUGCUUCUCCACCGUCAAGAUCGUCGACGACCACUGCGGCCUGCUUCUCCCCUGGAAUCCCCUGCAGAGGUUUUUCAGCAACAACUCGGCCUUCCACGACGUCCAUCAUCAGCUGUAUGGGAACAAGUACAACUACUCUCAGCCCUUCUUUGUGAGUUGGGACAAGCUGAUGGGGACUUACUUGCCCUUUACAGUUGAGAAGAGAGAGGAAGGGGGCUUUGAGGUCACACCCCACCUGAUGAAGCAAGCUUAAUUAGCUAAUUAAUCUCUCUUUUCAUUCGUAAUAUUUAUUGGUUUGAGGCAUAUUCUUGACGUACAUCUAUAUAUAUAAAUGCAUAUACAUUCAAUUCACACAAAUAAUGUUCGUUUGUGUAAUUAAAUAUUAUUAAUUAUUGUAAAUUAAGUUCCAUCGUG
Molecule: messenger RNA, 1075 nt
Organism: Asparagus officinalis (garden asparagus)
Lineage: Eukaryota; Viridiplantae; Streptophyta; Magnoliopsida; Asparagales; Asparagaceae
Product: sphinganine C4-monooxygenase 1-like
Exons: 3
Coding region: 144-914 (256 amino acids)
Biological process (GO): lipid biosynthetic process
Molecular function (GO): oxidoreductase activity; iron ion binding
Source: RefSeq, a predicted model, not a curated record